Stegostoma tigrinum is the source of this 5366-nucleotide messenger RNA. RefSeq lists its product as uncharacterized. Lineage: Eukaryota; Metazoa; Chordata; Chondrichthyes; Orectolobiformes; Stegostomatidae. Gene Ontology annotation, molecular function: mRNA binding. The transcript is spliced from 16 exons. Gene Ontology annotation, cellular component: nucleus. Gene Ontology annotation, biological process: regulation of RNA splicing. The record is from RefSeq and is a predicted model, not a curated record. The coding region runs from base 301 to 4815 and encodes 1504 amino acids.
CCCCCCCCCACGCCCACCACCGCCGCAGCCGCUCGAGGGUCAACGGAAGUUGGUGAGGAGCUGGAGAGAGGGAGACAGAGAGAGGGGGCAAUGAAAGUGAGGGAUUUAAACCCCUGCAACCAAUAUAACUCCCCACCUCACCCUCGGGCCCAGCUGAGGACCACUGCCACUCGGAAACAUCAGCGAGAUUAUUUCAUCUUGUUUUUAAAAAGCUGGACAACAUUCCUAUAAUUUCUUACUACUACUGAGGGUUCAGAAUAGCAAACAAUUUCAGCAGACUUGAUGUAGUGCACUGUCAAAAUGUCAAGGGGUCAGCACAUAAUUAGCAGUGCAAAAAAGGUUCAUUUUCAAGUUGCGAAUGUUGGCCUGUCUGACCAAUCCCCCGUUCAAAUAGAAUUUGAGAAACUGAGCCACAUUCCAUACGGUACGAUACAUUUAGGAAGAGAUCAGAAAAUUGAACAAAUUGUAGAAUCCAGUCAGAACUUUGAACUGCUGUCUCAAGAUGAGACUUCAGUUAGUGCAUCUUCUCGCAAAAUCAAUAUUUUCAAAAGUAGUUUGCCUUCCUUUGAGGCUCAACAACAAGACCAGUUAUCUUCACAUGUUAAAAAAUCAGUCAGUUCACAGAAGGCAAGUAAUGUAUUAGCUGCUCUUGGCCUUUCGUCUAAGGAUUUAGAUGAAGUGAAGGGCUUUCCCGAAGACAAACUUACACUUGACACAUUGCCAAAGAUUCUUAAGCAAAUUAAGAAGAAACGAGCAUCUUUGAAACACGGGAAAAGUGACAAUUCUCCACAACAAAACCAAUCCACCAGUACUUCUCGUUAUGGUGGCAUUGAAGAAAAACUAUCGAUAAAAGGUCAAGGCACUGUGAUCAAACCACUAGUCAACUAUGGCUAUGAUCCUUCCUCUGGAGAAUCCAGUCCUGGAUCUGAACGGGAAGAACUAAGUGGUGAUGGUUCUCGUAAAAAACAGAGACAUUUCACUGAGUCCCCAAAUUAUCGAAGUAAAUUUGAUUCUGAUUCUGAAACGGAAUCUGAUUACGAAAUAGUUGAGGAACAUCACAUGCCAUGUGAAGAAGAAUCUCUCCUUGAGACAAAAAGGAAAACUCCUAUUCUGCAAAACAUAAAGGAUUUUCUUGGUUACUUGCCUGUGGUGCUUCCACACUGCUGCUCACUCUGUGACAAAAUAAUUGAUACUCUCCAGGAUUGGAAUGGCCACAUAAAUGAUCCAUUACACAAGCUACGUUGUCUGCUUCUUCAGAGAGUCUACCCAGAGUGGAACCCAGGAGAACUGCCAGAUACAAAGAAAAGUCCAGAGAAGAUCAAAGCUCCAAUUGUCGUCCUGAAAAAAAAGAUCAAAAGAAACACAGAAUUUCCUGAACAAAGCAAACGAGAAAAUCUGACUCAUGGAGAUGUACAGCAUGGAAACAGACCAUUUGGGAACGAAAUGUGCCAUCCUCAUCUGAAAGAACUCCGUAGUCGCGUUGUGGUCCUCAGCAAUUUGCCAUCGUCUGGUUUUUCAGAUUUUGAUACUGUGAGGCUUGGUUCUGCUUUUGGAAGGGUCCUCAAGUAUUUAAAAGUUGGGGAAAAGGCUUUCCUGAAAAUGGAUUCUGAAAUUGCUACUAAUAACUUGAUUGAACACUUCAGGAGGAAUCCUUUAUUUUAUGGUAGAUUAUUGACUGUAGGUAUAUCUUCUGCUCAAAUACAACCAUUGCUUAAGAAACCAUCUGCAAAGAUUGAAGAAAUGCUGAAGAAAGUAAAUCAGGCAGAUAUAAGUACAAAAGAAUGUUUUCUGGGUCCUAUCUUAAAGCAUAAACCUGAUGAUUUAAAAAGGUCCUCGCCAUCUGAAAGAGAGAGGAAAAGUUCUGAAAGUAGUGAGAAAGCAGAGUCAAAGAGCUCCGAUGAGAGUGAUGGAACAGAGGGGUGGAGAAGUUUUUCAAGGACAAGGCACAGAAACCGUGAGAAAAUGCAACACGGAAGCCGAGAUAGAAUAGCACGAAGAAACUCUAAACUAAAACAGCAGCAAAGCCAUGAAAGUAGAGAGUGGAGGGCCAACCAAGGAAGAGGAAUGCGGAGAACCAGCCGCGAGAGGGGAGAGCGCAGAGGUAGCCGCGAGAGGGGAGAGCGCAGAGGCAGCCGCGAGAGGGGAGAGCACAGAGGCAGCCGCGAGAGAAGAGAGCACAGAGGUAGCCGUGACAGGGCUGAACAUAGGGGUGGCCGUGAAAGAAGGGGACAUAGAGGUAGCAGGGACUGGCGAGAGCAGAGAGCCAGCAUUGAGAGAGGGGUGCGAGGAGGCAGCAAUGAAAGACGGGUGCGGCGAAGCAGUAGACAGAGAGUAGAAAGGGGAGUUGGCAGCAGCGAACGGAGAGACAGUAGUGAGAAGGGAGGUAGCAGUGAAAGGGAAGAAUGGGGAAGUAGUAAUGAUAGGGAAGAACGGGAAGGCAGCAGUGAAAGACUGGAGUGGGGAGACAGCAGUGAGAGAUGGGAGUGGGAUGAUAGUAGUGAGAGACGGGAGUGGGGUGACAGCAGUGAAAGACAAGUGUGGGGUGACAGCAGUGAGAGACGGGAGUGGGGUGACAGCAGUGAGAGGCGGGAGUGGGGUGACAGCAGUGAGAGACGGGAGUGGGGUGACAGCAGUGAGAGACGGGAGUGGGGUGACAGCAGUGAGAGGUUAGAGUGGGGUGACAGCAGUGAGAGACGGGAGUGGGGCGACAGCAGUGAGAGACGGGAGUGGGGCGACAGCAGUGAGAGCCGGGAGUGGGGCGACAGCGGUGAGAGAAGGGAGUGGGGCGACAGCGGUGAGAGACGGGAGUGGGGCGACAGCGGUGAGAGACGGGAGUGGGGCGACAGCGGUGAGAGACGGGAGUGGGGCGACAGCGGUGAGAGACGGGAGUGGGGCGACAGCGGUGAGAGGUGGGAGUGGGAUGACAACAGUGAGAGACAAGAGUGGGGUGACGCCAGCGAUAGGUUAGAAUGGGGUAACAUCAGUGAGAAAGUGGAAUGGGGAGACAGGAACUCAAGGAUGGAGUGGGGCGACAGUCAUGAGAGGGUGGAGCGGGAAAGGGCUGAGAGUAAAGCAAAAGAGUGGACAAAAUAUGAAAACACAGGAAGUGCAGAGUGGGAAAGCUAUGCAAAUAGAGGUGGAGCAGAGCAGAAAAAUUAUCCGAGGUAUAAUCCAGAAGAUAGGAGGGAGCCUAAAAUAAAUGAUGUAGAAAUGAAUGCAGAGGAGCUUCGAGAGGAAAGUGCUAUUCCGUUUCUGGGAAAUAAUUCAGAACUUGAAGCUCUGUUGGACAAAUCUGAAACGAACAAUGAUGGAGGCAUUCUAAAGCACGAACAGGAUGAAUCGAAGGAUGAAUUGAAAGAAACCGGUACUCAAGUUGAUACGAAAAUAAAUCUACAAGAGACAGUGUUGGAGAAGAAGAAAAAAGAAUCAUGUCCAGAGAAACACAUAACAUCACAUGUAAAUUUGCCUCACAGUGGGUAUUCAAAAGUUGCUAUUGGAAAACUUGGUGCUAAAUUUGGAAAAGUUCAGAAUUACCCCAUGAUGAGGCCUGUGAACCAGGAUGCGAAGGAAGAGCCUGGACAAGUUGUUUACAUCGCUGACAUGGUACCAGGCAAAUGCACAAAAAAUGAUUUAAUCCACCUUGCAGAGCUUUUUGGGAAGAUUAAUAACACCUUUCUGAUCAAAGCGAAGGGUGAGGGAUUUGUGGAGAUGUCCCAAAGUGCAGAAGCUCAAGCUAUGGUGAAGUUUUACCAAACAAAACCACCUGUUAUUCAAGGCAACAUCAUCAGAGUGGAAAUGUGCCAGAAAUACAAGAAGCUGAAUGUGAAGUUUCCAGACUGGGACCCAACAGCUGGUGGUAUGCCUCCUUUUGCAGCAUCUCUGUACAGGCUACAUGGUAUUCAGCAAAAUAUUACUGCACCUGAAGAAGACAUUUUUGCACCAACAUGUGCCCCAAAUUUAGCUGAACUCAGGGCUAAACAUUCAGAACAGCUGCUGAGGUGGACCAAAGUGCCGCUUGACGGCAGUAUGCCAUUUAAAAGUAAAUUGUGGGAUCCUGAAACUUAUGAAGGAAAAGAACUUGAGUGUUUCAGGUUGUUGCCAUAUGCUUUCAAAGUUCCAAUGCUAGAAACUCAUGAACGAUAUUUACAAAGUAUUACUGGAACUCCUGACAUGUAUGAUUUAAAUACACCAAAGAUAGAUGAUGCAUUUAUUCAACUACUGAUUGGCAAGAAAGUUGUACGUUCCCGUGAAGAUCUCGAUAAAAAGUUAGGAGAACCAGAGAAGGUACUAUGCAAGGCGCAGUCAAAAGUAGCCGAAAUUAUAAGUCCACUUUUACUUGCCAUACAGAAGUAUGAAAUGGACGAGUUAUCUGGAGAAUUAGAUUCCUUUACUACAGAGCAGCUGAAAGAGAGACUACAGUCAACAGUAACCUCGUGCCAUCAAUCAAUUCUGUGUGCUGGACAGACUCAUCGCUGGUUGACUGGGCUUCGUGCUGAAAAUUUGUUACAGUUAUUCAAAUUCAAAACCCCAAUUAAACCACAAGAACAUCCAAACAUGACAUCAUCCGACCUGCUGGGGGCUGAAAUUGCAGAACAGGUACAAAAAAGAGGCGAGGUGUUGAGGCGUAACACUCCUAUGCCUGCAGCAAAGAAAAGGCCACUUUUCAAUAUUAAUAAGAAGAAAAAGGUUUUCCAAAGACAGCAGAGGAAGCAGCUACCAUACUACCGGAACCCAAAUCCACCCAGAGGCCGUGGACGAUUAUACAGAGGACACCCCAGAGUGCACCCUAUCUUAAAGAACAUAUUCAUCCCUUGAAACUGGUAAGAGCAGGAUGAUGUUCACUUGAUCACAGCAGAAGGAAUCUCUCCCAUUUUGGAUUUCAAUAUUUUAGAACAGUUUUGUUGUUGAAUAUCAAAAAAACAAAAUUAAACUGGCAAAAGUGAAAUUUUUCUUGCAUUUAUUGUUGCAGAAGUAGAAAUUUGAGAUUUAUGAUCUUGCUGUGCUACACUGUUCUCUAGCCAAAAUGGUGAGUUAUUGAUUUGUUCUGAACAUGUACCAUUUUGUUACGGGCAGUUAGGUAGUCAACUUACUUUGCAGAAAUCUGCCAAUAUUCUCAAGCCAGAACCUGUUACAAAUUUUCUAUGACAGCGCAAUCUACUUUUUGCCACCCUGCCUUGGCUCUUCACAACUACUUCCAGUGCAAGGACGAUAUUGUUUAACUUGCUUUGUGGGAGUUUUUUUUAAUCCUUGUGUUACUAUCUAAGUCAAUGAUGUUUAAUGUACUAGAAUUCCAUUAACGUUGUAAAAUGAUGUGAUCAAAAUAAAUGUUGAGUGUAACAACCUUGUAAUAAUAUCUCGUUAAUAAA